GGACAAACUUAAUUAGUUCGCCUCUCAAAAUGGCGGAUGAACCAACACGGGAGUGGAGCGACGAGCAGCUCAAAAGUGAUGAUUUGCCCAAAAAAGACAUCAUAAAGUUCAUCCAGGACAACGCAGCACACUCGUUCCUCAACGAGCAAAAGCUGCUAGGAAACAUUAAAAAUGUCGCCAAAACGGCGAAGAAAGAGCAACUGAUUAUCGCCUACAAUCAGCUCUUCGAGAGCAAAAGGUUUAAAGGCACAGAACCAAUUGAAGAAGUGACCGAGCAGGUUAGGACUGUGAAAAUUGAAGAAAAGGCCAAAGACGUCGAGGUUGUGGACGAGGGGCCGCCCAAGUACUUCAAGUCGGUACUGAAGAAAGGGGACAAGAGCAACUUUCCAAAGAAAGGCGACAACGUGAGCUGCUGGUACACCGGUUCCCUGGAGGACGGCACCGUCUUCGACACCAAUAUCCCCACAACGGCGAGAAAGAAGAAGCAAACCAAACCCCUGACCUUCAAAGUCGGCCUGGGCAGAGUCAUCAGAGGGUGGGACGAAGCCAUCCUGACCAUGAGCAAGGGCGAAACCGCCCGGGUGGAGAUCGAACCAGAGUGGGCGUACGGACGGAAGGGUCUCCCCGACUCAAAAAUUCCACCCAACGCAAAGCUGAUUUUCGAGGUUGAGCUGGUGGCUGUGGAUUAACCGUCCACUGGUGGCCGGCACGCACCGCAGUUUAAAAAAUAAAAAAUAAAUAAGAGGGGAAGAAAAUAUUGAAUUGCCUUGCUGUAAAGAUUGACAUUAAAAUGGUUUUUUUUUUGUUUUUUUAAUUCCACCGUUCUGUUCCUACUUUGUCUCGUUCGUCACCGCGUUACAAGAAACGGGCAUUUGUUCGAGAGUUUUAAGUUUUGCCCAAAAUGUGAUGGCUUGUCAAUAAUGUACAUACAAGACACCCUGAAACCUUAUUCUCUGUAUUUUCUUUUGCAUCUACAAUGUAAAUGAUUAAUAAACCUGUUUCAGAGAUUAAACGGUA
Molecule: messenger RNA, 1017 nt
Organism: Cyclopterus lumpus (lumpfish)
Lineage: Eukaryota; Metazoa; Chordata; Actinopteri; Perciformes; Cyclopteridae
Gene: fkbp3
Product: FKBP prolyl isomerase 3
Exons: 7
Coding region: 30-689 (219 amino acids)
Molecular function (GO): peptidyl-prolyl cis-trans isomerase activity
Source: RefSeq, a predicted model, not a curated record